CGACGCCUUAUGUUAGUGAGUAUAAUUUUUGAUUUUUGUUUGUUUUUUUGUACAUCUCGUUCUUCUUCCUCCUCUCUAUUGAGUAUUGAUCUCUCUUUAUUAUCCUUGAAAGGUCCCAAGGAAAUGAACCGUGGACCCUUGAUUUUUUGAUGAAAAAUAAAAUGUAUUAUUGAGGCUUAUAUGUUCACCCGUCGUUUGGCUGCAAUAUUAUGCUACAGCGUGGGCAGGUUCUUUGUUUAAUGGCUUGCCUUUGCCACUGUACAAGGAUAACUGCAAGAAGAGUGACAGUCAACAUCCCUGCCCUGAAAUGGGCACAGAGGACGUUAUGUAACAGUACAGGUGUCAAGUUACCUGGCACGGACGAUGAUCAAGUUAUUAGGGAUUCUGCCGACCAACGUAGAUAUAAUAGUAAUCUUCCGGUGCAUGAUGUGGCUAUUGUUGGAGGUGGCAUGGUUGGCAUGGCUUUAGCUUCCUCUCUGGCGCACCAGCCACUUACAAACAAGCUAAAUAUUGCCAUUAUUGACAGCAACCCAGAAGUACUAAAUGGCGGUUACAUCAAGAAAGAGGAUCCUCCAGAUCCAAGAGUUAGCACAGUCACACCAGCAACUAUAAGUUUUUUUAAAGAUAUUGGUGCGUGGAAAUACGUUGAACAGCAUCGACAUGCUUAUUUCGAUAAGAUGCAGGUUUGGGACUACUCUGGUCUUGGGUAUACAAGAUACAAUGCGAGAGACAUUAACAAAGAAGUAUUAGGGUGUGUGGUGGAGAACAAAGUGCUUCAUCAAUCUCUGUUAUCAAGCUUCCAGCAUGCAGCUUUCCAGCAAAAAGUAUAUCCUAGCAGAUUAAGCUCAAUGACUAUGCAACCGAAUCCUUCAUCAAGUCCUCAUGGAUCAUUAGCUAAGUUGGAACUAAGUGAUGGGAAUAGCUUCUAUGCAAAACUAGUGGUUGGAGCGGAUGGAUCAAAAUCGCGUGUUAAGGAGCUAGCCGCAAUAAAUUCAACUGGAUGGAAAUAUUCACAGAAUGCAAUUAUAUGUUCUGUAGAACAUGCAGGAGAAAAUCAAAGUGCUUGGCAACGAUUUCUGCCAAAUGGUCCAAUUGCACUUUUACCAGUAGGUGAUAAUUUCAGCAAUAUUGUCUGGACAAUGUCUCCUGAAGAGUCCUCAAGUCGUAAGUCAAUGUCUGAGGUUGACUUUUUGAUGGAAGUAAAUAGCGCACUUGACAAUGGCUACGGCCCACGCCCAAAAUCUCUACCGCCACUUCCAUUCUCUUGGCCAACAUCAGAUACAACACUCUCAGCCAAUGAGUGCUUUGAGGUCCCACCGAAAGUUACCAAAUUAGCGUCUGAGAGAAUGGUGUUCCCUUUGUCUCUAAAUCACGCUAAUUCGUACGCAUCAAAACGUGUUGUUCUUAUUGGUGAUGCUGCACAUACUGUUCAUCCUUUGGCCGGUCAAGGAGUAAACAUGGGAUUUGGAGACGCUUUUUGUUUGUCAAAAGUUAUUGCUGAAGGCAUUGCUCUUGGAUAUGAUAUUGGGGAGGUAACACUGCUAAAAAGAUACGAGUCAGAAAGGAAACCUGCAAACUUGGCUAUGAUGGCAAUAUUGGAUGGCUUUCAGAAAGCUUACUCUAUUGAUUUUGGACCGUUUAAUGCUCUGCGUGCUUCUGCAUUUCAAGGAGCCAAUUUUAUCUCGCCUUUAAAAAGAUACAUCAUCUCGUAUGCUUCAGGCGAGCAACAAUUCCCAUUUUUCGCGUGAUUCUUGUAACUAUCAGAAUCAAUGUUGUUUUGGUUUGGUAAUGACUAAAUAAUGGUGAAGACAGUUUUAAAACUACAACAUUCCUUAUGGGAGCAAUCUAAUUUAUGUGCUUGCUUGCUAACAGCUCUGUAAGUGUCAUUUAUUCAAAUUGCUGCUAACAAAUACUUGACAUCCAUUUAUUACAAAAAAAAUCUGACUUCUGGAUUGGUUUUCAGAUUGAAACUUGUCAUCUCAGGGAUGGUGAUGCUUUGUUGG
Striga asiatica is the source of this 2003-nucleotide messenger RNA. The record is from the annotation of a GenBank genome assembly. NCBI's taxonomy places the organism in Eukaryota, Viridiplantae, Streptophyta, Magnoliopsida, Lamiales, Orobanchaceae.